UACCCAUUACCAGGAAACCCAAGAAGGGUAUAAAGCUGACGCAACUCCGCAAACGUAUCAAACAGGAAAAUAAACUCUGUAACGGUACCAAACUGCUUGGUGACAAUCCUGAGGAUUACCUGAAAAUUACCACUUCAGAGGAAAAAUGGGCUUUGUUCUUUUACUCGCUCUGAUCCCAGCAGUCAUCUGCUCACCGUCGCUUCUUCCAGUCGACUGCACUGACUUGUACAACAGAGGUUUUGGUCACAGUGGUGUGUACACCAUCUACGCAGCAGGACCAGUGUCGCCUGUCCAGGUCUACUGUGACACGGGCAGUGCCGAUGAUCCUGAUAGUGGUAAAUGGACUGUGAUUCAGAGAAGAAAAGACGGCACUGUGAACUUUUAUCGUGGAUGGGACCAGUACAGAACUGGAUUUGGACAAGCAUCAGGAGAAUACUGGCUGGGUCUGGAGAACAUCCAUGUCCUUACUCAGAGGAAGAGCUAUGAACUGAAGAUAGAUAUGGAGGACUUUGAGGGCAACAAGGCCCACGUCCAAUAUUCCUCCUUCUCUGUGGGUCCAGAGGAAGACGGCUACAAGCUUGAAAUCAGUGGCUUCAAAGACGGAGGAGCUGGAGCUUCAUUCACUGGCCAUAAUGGUCUGAAGUUUUCUACAUUUGACAAAGACCAGGACACUCAUUCGAAUAACUGUGCUAAGUCCUACCUGGGAGGAUGGUGGUACGGAGAAUGUCACGCCGCUAACCCAAACGGCGCUUACUUAUGGGGCAGCUCAACCUUUGGAAUGGGAAUCAACUGGCAUUCUUGGAAAGGAUACGAAUAUUCCCUUAAAUCAAUCACAAUGAAGAUACGACCCAAACAGUGACGUGCAAACAAAACCCUUGUGUGAAGAAUAAAGGUUUCAUACGUAAAGCA
Messenger RNA from Solea solea (common sole), 909 nucleotides. RefSeq names its product microfibril-associated glycoprotein 4-like. NCBI's taxonomy places the organism in Eukaryota, Metazoa, Chordata, Actinopteri, Pleuronectiformes, Soleidae. The record is from RefSeq and is a predicted model, not a curated record. Bases 146 to 859 code for a protein of 237 amino acids. The transcript is spliced from 5 exons. Gene Ontology annotation, biological process: elastic fiber assembly.